AUCCACAAUUAUUUUCAUCAUUUUCUCUUUAUUAACAGUUGCUGCUAAUAUUUACAAACACACUCCAAUCACCUAGAUAACUCUAUCGAAGUUCCCACGUUGAACCUGAUAACAACCUUCUUGUGCAAGAAACUUUCUUCAUAAUCCUUUAAUCAAUUUGUAAUGCAAUAAUUACUUAUCUGUACCACCAACAAAGAAUAUGGAUUAAUGACUAAUAAAAUAUUCCUCGGUUAUGUGAAGUCCCUAUGUCGCAAUGCCGCAUCGUCCCCUAUAUAUAGUAACCACAGGAAGGUGUAAUCAUGCAGUACCAGUAUCGGUCUUCAUUGGAUUAAGUACUAGUCUUUCCAACGGAAUAAUGUACUCCAAAUUCAUAAUUGUCUUAGCGACCGUUUGUAUAGCAAACGCUUCAGUGGUCAUCAACGUCUUUGAUGAUGAUCCUGAUAUUGGUGUGAAGAGUAAUGAAAAAGAUUGCAACCCUACCGCCUGUGACCAGCUCUGCCGUAGACUUAAGUUCCCCGGUGGUGUUUGCGUUAACGGACGCUGUAAAUGUGACAACUUCCUCAGUGAAAAUGAUGUUGAACCUGAAAUAUCAAACUACAGUCAGUUAGAGGAUUUGGGAAUUAAGGACGGUCCAGAGACUGACUCUGUGGUUAAAAAGACUGAGUGCAACCCAAUAUUCUGUGAUGACCGUUGUCGUAAACUCAAGUUCCCAAGUGGCGCCUGUGUGAAAGGUCAUUGCAAAUGUGACCAUACCCAUAAUGCUGAAGAAGCAGUGUUAGAAUUAUCGCCGUCUGAUUUAGAAGCAAUCUCUUCACUCGAAGAUGAGCCACUAUCUGAGGUUGAUGAAGCUGAGAGAAGCAGUUGUAGCCUUUCUGCCUGCGAGCAAUACUGCCACAGACUCAAGCUGCCCGGUGGUGCCUGUGUGAACGGCCGCUGCAAAUGCGACAAGUUCCUUAGUGAUCAAGAUGAAUUGGAGAAUGGAUUCUCUGCAAAUGACUGCAACCCUACCGCCUGUGACCAGCUCUGCCGUAGACUCAAGUUCCCCGGCGGUGUUUGUGUUAACGGACGCUGCAAAUGUGACAACUUCCGUAACUCUGAAGAUGCAGUUAUAGAAUUAUCACCCUCUGUCUUAGAAACAUUCUCAUCACUAGAAGAUGAGCCUCUAUCUGAAACUGAAGAAGCUGAAAGGAGCAGUUGCAGCCUGUCUGCCUGCGAACAAUAUUGCCACAGACUCAAGCUGCCCGGCGGUGCCUGUGUAAAUGGUCGCUGCAAGUGCGACAAGUUCCUUAGUGAUCAAGAUACCAUUAACAUCUCAGCUGUGUCACCAAAAGAUUUAGUUUGCAUCCCUGAUGAAUGUGAACAACAAUGUCGCAAAAUUGGCUUUCCGGGUGGUGCUUGUGGCCCCACGGACACAAGCAACACUAUCUGUCGAUGCAACGCCUCUUUUCAAACAGGAGUUGAGACAUUCACUCCAGACGUCCAUGAAGUGACACCUGCAAAGCUUAUUGCAAACGAUUGUGACCUCAGAUCUUGUGAGUUCAUUUGUCGUACAAUGAAAUUGGCCCGUGGUGCCUGCAUCGCCGGUCGCUGCCAAUGCUUUUUACCAGCAGGUUUGGUUGACGAAAACUCCGCACCCGUUCUGGAACCAGCAAAGAAUCAAAGUCACGGCAAAUGUAGACAAGGACUGUGUGAUCUGAUCUGUCGUAAACUGAAGUACGAUCGUGGUGAAUGUGUCGAUAACAAAUGCAAAUGUUACAAAAAUGGAGGUCCAGCCAAAGUAAACUUUGCAUCAGUUCUGGAACCAGCAAGGAAUAACACUCACGGUAAAUGCAAACAAGGAUUAUGCGACUUAGUAUGCAAAAAACUGAAGUACAAUCGCGGUGAAUGUAUCGACAACAAAUGCAAAUGCUACAGAGAUGAAGCUAAGAGUGACAAUGAUAUGUCUGUAUCUAAAUUCUCAGAAAACCUUACCAAAGUGAAAUGUACCAAACGUGUAUGUGACCGCAUGUGUCGCUCACUAGAUUACAAAGGGGGUAACUGUAAGAAUGGUAAAUGUUGGUGCUACGGUCCACCCAAAAAGUCAGGUCGAUUGAUGUUACAAGACACCGAUAAUGAAGAACCAGAACAAAUUAACCAGGACGUCAGCUUGGAAAAAGAUGACAAUGAUGUGCCCAUUGCUGAACGCGCAAAAGUCAAAUGUACUAAAGGUGUAUGCGACCGUAUGUGUCGUUCCUUAGAUUAUAAAGGGGGCAACUGUAAAAAUGGUAAAUGUUGGUGCUAUGGUCCACCCAAGAAGCCAGCUCGAUCCGGCGUAGAAGAAGGAGCUAAUGAGGAAGAAAAAGAAAUUAGCUUGGACGACGCUACAGAAAAAGCUCCUCCAAUGUACAGAGCCCUCAACGAAGAAGAAAAAGAAGUAAGCCAAGACGACACUACUGAAAAAGCUCCUCCAAUGUACAGAGCCCUCAACGAAGAAGAAAAAGAAGUAAGCCAAGACGACACUACGGAAAAAGCUAAACUAUCGCGUGCAACACGAGCUGCUCGAAAGGGAACGUGCACUAAAAAAGCGUGCAAGAAGAAGUGCGAGUUCUUCGGUGGACCUAGUUUUUGUUGGAAAGACAUUUGUAUUUGUUUGUAAAUACCCAUCAUCUUCAACAUCAUCAUAUCAGCCAGAAGACACCCUAAGCUGAACAUUGGCCUCCCCUAAUUGCUUACAGAUCAGCCAUUUGGAAUGCAUUUAAUUUAUAACAGUAUUUUUGUACCUUUGUAUUUUGUAAGUAACAUUAAACAUUAAUCUUAAAUUGUUUGUACAUUGAAUUUGUAUAUCUUUUAUGGAGUAUAACAUAUUUUUAUUAAAUAUAUUUUAAUACAAUA
Messenger RNA from Spodoptera litura, 2871 nucleotides. NCBI's taxonomy places the organism in Eukaryota, Metazoa, Arthropoda, Insecta, Lepidoptera, Noctuidae. The record is from RefSeq and is a predicted model, not a curated record.